AUGUCGAACACGGACUGGGACAGCAAGACGGUCAUCGGGCGCGGCGUGCGACCCUCUGGCGGGGGUUCGUCGUCGUCCGUCCCCACCGCGUACGAGCGCGCCAAGCAGGUCGGCGCCAUCACCGAAAACGACCGCAAGGUCACCGCCGGCACCAACAAGGGCCACGUCGGCACCGACCACCAGCGCAUCGCUAAGCUCGACCGCGAAAACGAAGUGGCCCCGCCACCCAAGGUCGCCCCCACCGUCGGCAAGACCAUUGGGCAAAAGCGCCAAGAGAAGGGCCUGACGCAAAAGGACCUCGCGACAAAGAUCAACGAGAAGCCGCAGGUGGUGCAGGAGUACGAGAGCGGCAAGGCGGUGCCCAACCCGCAGAUCCUGGCCAAGCUCGAGCGCGCCCUGGGCGUCAAGUUGCGCGGAAAGGAUAUCGGUGCACCUCUGGGCGGCCCGAAGAAGAAGUAG
Molecule: messenger RNA, 459 nt
Organism: Sporisorium graminicola
Lineage: Eukaryota; Fungi; Basidiomycota; Ustilaginomycetes; Ustilaginales; Ustilaginaceae
Exons: 1
Coding region: 1-459 (152 amino acids)
Cellular component (GO): nucleus
Molecular function (GO): DNA binding
Source: RefSeq, a predicted model, not a curated record